Penicillium crustosum is the source of this 243-nucleotide messenger RNA. RefSeq lists its product as uncharacterized. The record is from RefSeq and is a predicted model, not a curated record. The coding region runs from base 1 to 243 and encodes 80 amino acids. NCBI's taxonomy places the organism in Eukaryota, Fungi, Ascomycota, Eurotiomycetes, Eurotiales, Aspergillaceae. The transcript has 2 exons.
AUGGCCGCUAUCAAUUUCACCAGGUCCAAGGAAGUCACCUCGAAACGAAAAUUGAUGCGGCAAAAACGAUGCCGUCGCAAAUCAAGUCUGAUGAAAAAGGCAUAUGAAUAUAGUAAAAUGUGGAGUGCAGACAACUCCUACUAUCCAACCCCAAUACUAGUGACAGACAAGGAUCUGCAGCAGUUUGAUAAAGAUACACCGCAGCGACCUAAACGAAGUCGUAAGACCAAAGCGAAACUUUAA